GGGUGCUGCGCUGCGGGCGGGCGUGGGGCGGUGGAGCGUUUCCGGAGGAGGGCAGCGGAGCCGCGAGGAGGCUGGAGGGGAAGUGCCCUGGGGAGCGGCUGGGGGGACUGGGAUGGCUCCGUCUGGAGAAGAGGAGGCUCAGGGGAGGAGAUUGCGGUGAGAUGGGUUCGGCCUCUGCUCCAGGUAACAGCAAUAGGACGAGGGGUGGUAGGGUCAGGUUGGGUAUUAGGAAAAACUUCUCCGGAGGGUGGUCAGACGCUGGCACAGGGAGUGGUGGGGUCACCAUCUCUGGAGGUGUUCCAGAACCGUGGAGGUGUGGCACUGAGGGACGUGGUUCAGUGGGCACGGUGAGGGUGGGCUAGUGACCUGGCUGAAAGGAUAGAGUGCAGCCUCGGCAAGCUUGCUGACAGUACCAAAGCUGGGAGGAGUGGCUGGCACACCAGAGGGCAGUGCUGCCAUUCUGUGAGAGCUGGCCAGGCUUCAGAGUGGGGCAGAGAGGAACCUGAUGCUCUUCAACGGGAGCAAGCAUGGGAUCCUCCGACACCCAGUGGAGGAGCGACGGAAGCUGGUGUACCUGCAGGUGUGGCUGCGUCGGUGCAUGCAGAUAGAACUGCUGUCGUCCGAGUGGUGUUCUGAGCUGGAAAAGAGGACUGAGGUAUACAGCAGCAAGAGAAGCAGUAUGAUGGGUUCAGGAGGCUUUUCCCCAGGAAAUUCAGAGGAAGAUCCAAGCAGUGACCUUACGGCUACCUCUAGCAAACAUUACCUGUGUGGCUACUGUGCAGCGUUCACAAACAUAGCAGUUACUUUUCCCAUCCAGAAGGUCCUCUUUCGACAGCAGCUGUAUGGUCUGAAAACAAAGGAUGCGAUACAUCAGCUGCAGAAAGAUGGAAUUCGGAAUCUCUACCGUGGCAUCCUUCCGCCGUUAAUGCAGAAGACGACCACGCUGGCUCUCAUGUUCGGCUUGUAUGAAGAUUUCUCCUCCUUGCUCCACAGCCACACCACUGCUCCCGAGCUCCUGACGCGCAGCAUGGCAGCAGUGCUCGCAGGGACCACAGAAGCUGUUCUUACACCCUUUGAGCGAGUGCAGACUUUGCUUCAGGACUACAAACACCACGAUAAGUUCACAAACACGUACCAGGCUUUCAAGGUACUGAAAGUCUACGGGAUGAGAGAGUACUAUCGGGGAUUGGUGCCUAUUCUGCUCCGAAAUGGGCCCAGUAAUGUACUCUUCUUUGGCCUGAGAGGACCUAUUAAACAAUGUCUGCCUGAAGCAACUUCUUACAGCACUCAUUUGGUCAAUGACUUCAUUUGUGGAGGGCUGUUGGGUGCCAUGCUGGGAUUCUUGUUUUUCCCAAUGAAUGUUGUAAAAGCUCGCAUGCAAGCUCAGAUUGGUGGUGAAUUUCAGUCCUUCUCAACAGUUUUUGUGAAGAUCUGGCUGGAGCGUGACAGGAAAUUGAUCAAUCUUUUCAGGGGAGCCCAUCUGAAUUACCAUCGUUCAGUCCUGUCCUGGGGCAUAAUCAAUGCCACUUAUGAGUUCUUGCUAAAGCUGUUAUGAAAAACACUUAUUUUCUUUGUCCCUUCUAUUCAUUUGGUUUUUGCCAUGUUUGAUGAUGCUUAAUCCCUGGGAGCAGUGCCUGCAUAGCGUGAAAGGUAUUUAGUCUUGGCCUUCACUGCAUGUGGGGGAAUGGUGAUACAUUCUAAACCUUGGUGCAAUUAUGACUAGCUUCUUAAAUUAUUUAUUUGCUGGCAGGUGAAUUUACCCGUAAUGAAACUAGUAGACAAAGAGAUACAAACGAAACCAAAAAAAACCCCGAACUUGUGCAUCAGCCCAGUGGCUUAUUCAGUAUCACUCCCAAAAGUUCCUAACACUCCGUGACUGAGUGCGCUCCACUGUGUACGUUGUAGAACGUGAAAGUCAGGGAGAGGCUGAUGGAAAUUCAUUCCCGUGUUUGAUCAACUUCAGAACGCUGACGUGAGAUCACAUUCUCAGAUGUUCUAGGCUCCAGAGUGCUCAUCGUUGCUUGAAGCCGAAUGGACAAAUCCAGAGGAGGACUGAGCUCCUGAAUUCCGUGCUUGAACGAAUCCUCUGCCAGCUCUCCUCUCGGCCCCUUGGAUGCUCGGCUUCGAGCAGAACGUUCCAUUCAGCAGCAUAAAAGCAGUUACUGAAUGUUGCCUUCAGUGGUACCUGACUCAGAGUGGGAUUUCUGUGUGCACGCACGUGGUUUAACGUGAAAAGGGAAAAGUGGAAGGAGAGAAACAGCAAAUAUACGAAAGCUUUAAAGUGUCCUUCCUUGUUAAAAUCCUUCUACUUGUAAAUGCGGAGCUUGUUCUUUUUUUUUUUUUUUUUUUUUAUUACUUCUUUUUCUAUUGUUCUACAGUUGUGAGGCCAGAAAAAAAAGACGUCUCUUUUUGUAAGGCUUAUUAUAAAAUAGUUCACUUUCCUGUAUUUUCCUGCCGUGAAAGCAGUUCUUGGACAGCUCUUUUCUACAGAGGUAUCUUGUCUUUUGCAGAGUGCUUGUGUCUCGUAGGAGCUGUGACAUAAUUGAUGACGAGAUUUUUUUACAGGAAAGCUGGAGUUCUGUCUCCUUGAUGUGCUGAACAGUUCUGUAAGACAGAAUGGUACUGCAGCACUAUCGGGAUUGAGUGUCUGGGUGAUACCCUCUGUGCUGAAGUCUGAUGGUAGUACCAGAAAGCAGACAGACAGACAGAUGACCUUUGGAAGGAUGCAGCACUUGGAGAAGCGUUGGACUUCUGUGGGCAAGUACAGAUGAAGAUGUAUGGAAAUGUGUGGUGUUCCGUGUCCUACAGACGUGAGCGUUGCAAGCUGUGAGGCUGUAGGCCUGGGAGAAAGGAACAGGACGGGGAUAGGCGUCGUGAAACCAGGAGAGGGUCUGAAUGAAAAACACCUGGUUGUCCUGGGAACUUUUAUGUCAUUGUGUUCUAUUUAAAAAAUAGACAAAAAAAAAACCACAAACAAAACAAAACAACCUCGCCAACUAUUCUGAAAGAUGGGGAUAAACUUUUACCAAGUUGCUCUUUUCAUAAGCUUUGUAGUGGUGGUGAUUUCUGUUUGCUACACUGUCACAAAAUACUUGCUCUAAUCACUGUGUCAUGAUGAUGAUCCGAAUGCGGUCCCUAGCUUCACCGUCUGAAAGGGCCCAGCACAAAUGAGCAUUGCUAUAUCUGAAUGUUGUGGUUACCUGCAUUGAAAUAAAAUGUUUAUUGAAUGUUUGUUA
Numida meleagris (helmeted guineafowl) is the source of this 3236-nucleotide messenger RNA. It is a transcript of the gene SLC25A51, whose product is annotated as solute carrier family 25 member 51. NCBI's taxonomy places the organism in Eukaryota, Metazoa, Chordata, Aves, Galliformes, Numididae. The transcript has 3 exons. Bases 506 to 1555 code for a protein of 349 amino acids. The record is from RefSeq and is a predicted model, not a curated record.